CUCGGCCGCCCUCCCGCCCCGUCCAGGCCUCCCUAUGCGGGCCGCCCCGCCGCUCAGGAUGAUGCCGCGCCCUCUGGGGAGCAGCACGGCCUUCAGCAUCGACGCGCUCAUCGGCAGCCCGCCGCCGCCCAGCCCGGCCCACUUCGUCUACGCCGGCUACCCCAUGUUCAUGCCCUACCGGCCCGUCGUCCUCCCGCCGCCGCCCCCGCCGCCCCCGCCGCCGCCGCCGCCCCCGCCGCCCGCCCACCCGCUGCCCUUCUGCUCCGGCCUGGCGCAGGGCAUGGCGCUCACCUCCACCCUCAUGGCCAGCCUGCCCGGCACCUUCGCCGCCGCCGCCGCCGCCCAGCAGCACCACGAGGCCGCCGCCCGCAAGUUCGCCCCGCCGCCCGCCAACUUCGACAAGGCCGACGCCGCCCAGGCCGACGCCGACGAGGGCAAGGCCUUCCUGGCCAAGGACGGCUCCCUCCUGGCCUUCGCCGCCGCCGCCGAGGCCGUCCAAGCCUCCCUCGGGGCCGUGCGAGGCGCGUCGGGGAAGGACGAGGCGAAAGGCGAGGAGGAGGCGGCGGCGGCGGCGGCGGCGAAGGGCAAGGACGAGAGCUUCUCCAUGGACAGCGACCUGGACUACAGCUCCGACGACAAUCUGCCCGGCGGCCAGGCGGCGCACAAGGAGGACGAGGCGGGCCACGGGCUGGAGGAGAGCGGCCCGAGCGCGGCGGCCGCCAACAGCGCCACGUCCACGGGCAAGAACCGGCGGCGGCGCACGGCCUUCACCAGCGAGCAGCUGCUGGAACUCGAGAAGGAGUUCCACUGCAAGAAGUACCUGUCGCUGACGGAGCGCUCGCAGAUCGCGCACGCCCUCAAGCUCAGCGAGGUGCAGGUGAAGAUCUGGUUCCAGAACCGGCGCGCCAAGUGGAAACGGGUCAAGGCCGGCAACGCCAACUCCAAGACCGGCGAGCCCUCGCGGAACCCCAAGAUCGUCGUGCCCAUCCCCGUCCACGUCAGCCGCUUCGCCAUCCGGAGCCAGCACCAGCAGCUGGAGCAAGCCCGGCCCUGA
Molecule: messenger RNA, 1054 nt
Organism: Heteronotia binoei (common prickly gecko)
Lineage: Eukaryota; Metazoa; Chordata; Lepidosauria; Squamata; Gekkonidae
Gene: GBX2
Product: gastrulation brain homeobox 2
Exons: 2
Coding region: 35-1054 (339 amino acids)
Biological process (GO): regulation of transcription by RNA polymerase II; regulation of nervous system development
Cellular component (GO): nucleus
Molecular function (GO): RNA polymerase II transcription regulatory region sequence-specific DNA binding; DNA-binding transcription factor activity, RNA polymerase II-specific
Source: RefSeq, a predicted model, not a curated record